Molecule: messenger RNA, 1022 nt
Organism: Dermatophagoides pteronyssinus (European house dust mite)
Lineage: Eukaryota; Metazoa; Arthropoda; Arachnida; Sarcoptiformes; Pyroglyphidae
Product: motile sperm domain-containing protein 2-like
Cellular component (GO): endoplasmic reticulum-endosome membrane contact site; endomembrane system
Source: RefSeq, a predicted model, not a curated record
AAUUUGAUACGUUUUUGAAUAGUUUGUCCAUAUUCUAUAUUGUGAUUCAUUCAAAACAAAAUGGCAACCGAAGCUACUAGAAAUCAAUUGGCUGUGAUAGAAAAUCUUGAUGAAAAAAUCAAAGAAGUUCGUCAAUAUAUUGAAGAACAAUAUGAAAAAAAUAAAGAAUUAUAUGAUGAAAGCGAUAUGGAACGUAUUCGUAAUGAUGAUUGGACUGUUGAAAGAUUUAUUCGUCGUCGAAAAACACUAAAAGAAUCGAAAGAAAUGUUGGAUAAUACUCUUAAAUUUCGUCAUGAAAUGGCAAUGCCUCGAUUAAAGGAUGAUGAUUUUCCUGAAGAAUUUCAUAAAAUUGGUACAAUAUUUUGCUAUUGCAAUGAUAAACAAGGAAAUGGCAUGAUCUAUUUUCGUGUUCGACUUCAUCGUAAAGUUAAAGAAUUAGAACAUGAUUUCAAACAAUUCAUUCUUUAUCAAGUGGAAAAAAUGGAUCGAAUAACCAAUGGUAAUGGUAUGGCUAUUGUUUUCGAUUUGAAAGGAACCGGCUUAGCUAAUUUAGAUAUGGACAUGAUCUGGUUUUUGGUCUCAUCAUUGCUCAAUUAUUAUCCUAUCGGUAUUAACUACAUAUUAGUUUAUGAAUUACCAUGGUUAUUUCAAUCGGCAUGGAAUGUAAUCAAAGGUUGGCUACCAACCGAAACACGAAACAAAAUUAAAUUUUGUAAAGAAGAUGAAAUUUUCGAUUAUAUUAAUCGUGAAAAUUUACCAAUGUAUUUGGGCGGUACUUGUCGAAUAAAUUAUCAUCAUGUGCCGAAAAAUAGUCGAACAUCGAUGGAAAUCGGGCAAGAACGUGGAAAAACACCAAAAGAAAUUAAUAAAUAUCUUAAACAAUUUCAGCCAUUAUUGGAUGAAGCAGAUGAAGAGAGUAAAAUUUUACUAUCAGAAAAUUGAAUUCCAUUGAUUUGAUACGAUUUUAUCAAAUGAUCUAUGAAAAUAAUUUUUUAAAAUAAUAAAAAAGAUUUUAAAUUGAA